Ctenopharyngodon idella (grass carp) is the source of this 3985-nucleotide messenger RNA. It is a transcript of the gene shhb, whose product is annotated as sonic hedgehog signaling molecule b. Bases 2159 to 3409 code for a protein of 416 amino acids. NCBI's taxonomy places the organism in Eukaryota, Metazoa, Chordata, Actinopteri, Cypriniformes, Xenocyprididae. The record is from RefSeq and is a predicted model, not a curated record. Gene Ontology annotation, molecular function: patched binding; calcium ion binding. Gene Ontology annotation, biological process: intein-mediated protein splicing; cell fate specification; cell-cell signaling. The transcript is spliced from 3 exons.
AUAUCUUGUUAACAAAUCCUUAUUUUGCAUGUAAAAUAAUUGUGUAUAGCUACAUAUUCAGAUCACAUACAUAAAUUUGUAUUAGCGAAUGACAGUUUAGUGUUUAUAAGCAUAACUGAGUCAUCUGUGGGUCAAACCACAGACUGGCAAGAGGGUGAGUUUUUGCUCACUCACAUGCCAAUUUUCAGAAGCUCUUGAAAGACCAAACCAGGUAGGUGUUAUAAAUUCAGAGGUGCACCAUUCAUUUUUACUUACAGAGAAAACAAACCCCCUCCAUAAAACAAAAGCCCUUCAACGAGGGUAUAAAAAAGGCAGAUAAUCAGAUAAGAUGCUGAUAUUUUUACUAAAGCAGCACAAACAACAGCGCACAUUAACAAUCAACAAACUCAACGCACAAGAAAGUUUUCAGCAGUCAAAAGUGCUUUACGAUCAUCUUGAUGAUGCCAACGUUUACUUUAUAAUGAGACUUUCUAUUACACUGUAAACCCUAAUGCUCAAAAUACUUAAUUGGUUUGAGUAGGACAAACAUAAAUUGAACAAAUUAGUUCAGUUAAAUUAACUACUAUGAGUAUUUAGAACUUUCUUUUUCUUUUGAGUUCACAGCACUGACAUAUUUCAAGUAAACUGAACUGUUUCAUUGUUUUGAGUUGUAUGAACUCAUUUCUUUUAAUUUAGACUACCUUAAGUUUAACUGAAACUGGACUGGGAUUUCUAUUUCCCAGCAUGCUUUGCCCAUGGCACUCGAAAGGGAGAGUAAAUGCUAAAAUUGUUAUAUGAUGUUUUUUUUUGCACAAGAUUAAAUGGAAAGGGAGAUUUAGUAGUGAUUAAUAUUUUUUUAUGCUAAUUUAGAAGAGUUUCUGUUAAUGUGUGUUUUCGGAGAGUUACUAACAUCAUGACAUGUGGCGCAUGUGCUUGGUAUGAGAGCAGCUAAGUUACAUAUUUUAAGUUGCUGUACUCAUUCAGUAAGUGCUAUACCAUGCUAUUGUUAACAUGUUAGCAAAUUAGCAAGUUGGCAGUUUUUGUAUUUUUCUAGGGUUCACAGUGAAGUAAAUAACUCAUUUGAUUUGCAAGAACUCAAAAUAAAAAAAGUUAAUUACCAAAUAUUUUAUGUAAAUUGCUAUCAAAAUGUAUGAGUUAGCUAACUCAGUACUUCAAGUUAGGAGCAAUUAACAUGCAUGAGUACUACAAACUCAAAACUUGAUAGUUCUGCUUACUUAAAAUUGGGAACAUCAUAACUCAAAAAAAUUGAUGUAACUGAUUAUCUCAAUUGUUUUGUGUUAGCCCAACUUAUUCGGGUUUACAGUGUAGCAUUAUGAGGCAGACAUAGUUUAUAAAGGCAAAAGAGUAAAUAUGAGGAGUAGGUAAUUUAGCCUACAAUCUCAGAUGUCAUGCAUGCAGGAUCUAAACUUUAGGACAGGAAUGAAUGAUUAGACUUUGGAUGCCCUGAUUUUUUUUUUUUUUUUUUUCAGAUCUAAAAAAAUCUUCUUAAAAUCUUCUUCAAAAGUAAACCAUGUCCAAGUAUAGUCCAUUUUUGCACAUUAACCUAUAAUAAAACAAUAAUAAUAUUAAUCUGUUAAGAAGCAGGAUGCAAUCUGACCUUGAUUUAUGACACAUGUUGUUUUGAAAAGGUAUUUUAAAGGGCUGAUUUGAAACAGUGAAAUUCUGAUGGUGUUUUUGUUUCUUUAACAUAUCAUUUUCAUAACCAUUUGUUAUUUCUGCUCAUUUGAAACUGCUUCUAACUUUGUUCACAUUAAACCCUGUAAAACUUUACCAUGGCAACGUGAGAAUACGUUUGUGUCGUUUCUGCAGAAAUGAGGGAGGUAUGGAGACGGUCUUUGCUCGGAUGGCAUCAUAGUUGGACGGCACUCCGUCGAGUCAAUAGACUCCCUCCCCCUGCCAUAGAUUUGCUCUGUAAUUCAUAUGGGUAGACUGCCUCUACUCAUAAGCGUCUGACCCUACCUCCCGUCAAACUAAGUCGCUCUUUCGUCUCCCACUUAGCUGUGACAGCCAACCUCCAAUGUGCUCAGUCAGUGGCUAUCGAGAGCGGUCGUUAUUGCACCUGCUUCGGUAGUGGUCGUUGGGUAGCAUCCAUCCGGUACGCGCGACAAGACCCUGUGAGUGACUAAACUUUAAAGAUCCGAAGAGAUCAUUUAACGUCAUGGACGUAAGGCUGCAUCUGAAGCAAACUGCUUUUCUGUGUUUUAUCAGCCUGCUUUUGACGCCUUGUGGAUUAGCCUGUGGUCCUGGUAGAGGGUAUGGAAACCGAAGACACCCAAAGAAAUUAACCCCGCUGGCUUACAAGCAAUUCAUUCCCAACGUUGCCGAGAAAACGCUUGGGGCCAGCGGCAAAUACGAAGGCAAAAUCACAAAGAAUUCAGAGAGAUAUAAAGAGCUGAUUCCGAAUUAUAAUCCCGAUAUCAUCUUUAAAGACGAGGAAAACACAAACGCUGACAGACUGAUGACCAAGCGCUGUAAGGACAAGUUAAAUUCAUUGGCGAUAUCCGUCAUGAACCAGUGGCCGGGCGUGAAACUGCGCGUCACUGAAGGCUGGGAUGAGGAUGGUCACCAUUCCGACGAAUCUUUGCACUACGAGGGACGGGCGGUGGACAUAACUACCUCAGACAGGGAUAAAAGCAAGUAUGGGAUGCUAUCUAGGCUUGCAGUGGAGGCAGGAUUCGACUGGGUCUAUUACGAGUCUAAAGCCCACAUUCACUGCUCCGUCAAAGCAGAAAAUUCGGUCGCAGCUAAAUCAGGGGGAUGCUUUCCUGGAUCUGGUACAGUGACACUUGCAGACGGGAGGAGGAAACGUAUCAGAGAUCUUAAAGUGGGCGACCGGGUUUUAGCUGCCGACGAGAGAGGAAAUGUCUUAUUAAGCGACUUCAUUAUGUUUAUGGACCACGAUCCGAAAACGAGAAGGCAAUUCAUCGUCAUCGAGACGUCAGAGCCUUUAACAAAGCUCACCCUCACAGCCGCGCACCUAGUCUUCAUUGGAAACGCUUCAGAUGGUUUAGGUGUAACAGCAACAUUUGCCAGCAACGUGAAGCCUGGAGAUAAGGUUUUGGUGUCGGAUGGCACAGGCAAGACCCUCAAGAGCGUUACAGUGAAGAGGAUUUACACUGAAGAGCACGAGGGCUCUUACGCGCCAGUCACAGCUCACGGAACCAUAAUAGUGGAUCAGGUGCUGGCUUCGUGCUACGCGGUUAUUGAGAACCACAAAUGGGCACACUGGGCUUUUGCACCGGUCAGGUUAAGUCACAAGCUGAUGACGUGGCUUUCUCCGGCUCGUGAUUCAAACGUCACUUUUCAGGAGGACGGCAUCCACUGGUACUCAAAUGUGCUGUUUCACAUCGGCUCUUGGCUGCUGGACAGAGACUCUUUCCAUCCACUCGGGAUUUCACACUUAAGUUGAGACUGUAUCACUAUGUGGGCAUCAGACUCAAAUGUAUCUUUAUUUUCUGUAAGAAAAGCCUUAAAGUGUUCACUCAAUAAUUUAUUUGUAUUGGAUCAUCUGUUUCUGAAUACCUACACACCGAUUCAAGCAUGAUGUGACCGUUUUUUUGUUUUGUUUUGCGCAUUUUGUGAAACCUACAAGAGAUUAUAGGAAAUAAGAGAAAGGAUUGAACUUACAGGGCUGUACAGAGUGAAACCGACUGUUCUAUUUUAUUGGAUAAGCAUAGGAUGGCGCUCAAAAAUUAUAUUUUUAUACACAGAUUUGUAUAUUAGAUUUUUGACGGAUCUAAAAGUAUUUACAGAAUCAUAUUUCGUUAUUUGAAAUAGUGAAAUGUACGGAAGCGUGGUAAAUUUAUUUAAACAGUUGCGAUGUAUCAACGAACUGUUCAUGUCAUUAUGUCGAGUAUGUCAAGUGUCAUUGUUUUGACCACUGUUUCAACGUUUGUGUAUUCACUACACCAACAGUUUUUGUUUAAAUGUACAUUUGUUGACAAGAGUACUCAAAAUAAAUUCAUGGUACGAAGUGUGCAAAUUA